Molecule: messenger RNA, 7212 nt
Organism: Myotis davidii
Lineage: Eukaryota; Metazoa; Chordata; Mammalia; Chiroptera; Vespertilionidae
Product: unconventional myosin-XVB-like
Cellular component (GO): cytoskeleton; myosin complex
Molecular function (GO): protein binding; ATP binding; cytoskeletal motor activity
Source: RefSeq, a predicted model, not a curated record
AUGGCUGUGUGGCCUUGGGAGGCGCUGGAGAGGGACCUGGAGCUGAGCCUUGGGCCCGGCCUGGAGGCGCCGUCCGUCCCCGGUGCUGAGGGCAGGAACCCAGGGACCCUCCUGGAAGACACCGAGGACCUGGCCCGGCUGCGCCCGCUGUGUGACAGCUCCCUUCUGCUGUGCCUCAAGAAGAGGUUUCGCCUGGGCCGCAUCUACACGUUUGGGGGGCCCCUCCUGCUCGCUCUGAACCCCCGCUGGCCCCUGCCUGUCUUCUCGCCUGAGGUCCUGGCCAGCUACCACCCCAGGAAGGCCCCCAGUGCCACCCCACACAUCUUCGCCAUCGCGGCAUCAGCCUACAGCCUGUGUGGGAGCACGGGGCGGGACGCAGGCAUUCUCCUCAGUGGGCACAGCGGCUCAGGGAAGACAGAAGCCGCCAAACAGAUGGUGCGGUUCCUGAGCGGCCUGGAGCAGGAGCAGACAAGGGACGGAGGAUGUCAGCUGGACGACGUGCUGCCCUGGCUCGGCAGCUUUGGCCACGCCACGACAGUCCUCAAUGCCAACGCCAGCCGCUUCGGCCAGGUCCUGUGUCUCCGCCUGCAGCACGGGGUCAUCGUGGGAGCUUCUGUGUCACAUUAUCUGCUUGAGACCUCGAGGGUGGUGUUUCAGGGCCGGGCCUGCAGGCUCCAGGGCAAGGAGGAUGCCCAGGACUUCGCAGGACUGGUGAAGGCCCUGCAGGCGCUGGGCUUGUGCCCCGAGGAGUUGACCGCAGUCUGGGCCGUGCUGGCUACCAUCCUGCAGCUGGGCAACAUCUGCUUCUCCUCGUCAGAGAGGGAGUCCCAGGAGGUGGCUGCCGUGUCCAGCUGGGCCGAGAUCCACACCGCAGCCCGGCUGCUGCGGGUGCCGCCCGAGCGCCUGGAGGGGGCUGUCACCAAAUGCGUCACGGAGACACCCUACGGCCCAGCCUCAAGAUCCCUGCCCCUGGAGAGGGCCAUUGAUGCCAGGGACGCCCUGGCCAAGGCCCUGUACUCGCGGCUCUUCGCCUGGCUCCUGAGGAGGACCAACACGCGGCUGGCCCCGCCCGGGGAGGGAGGCAGCACGAGCACCAUCACGGUCGCGGACGUCUAUGGUUUUGAGGCACUGCGGGUGAAUGGCCUCGAGCAACUGUGCAACAACCUUGCCAGCGAGCGCCUGCAGCUCUUCUCCAGCCAGAUGCUGCUGGCCCAGGAGGAGGAGGAAUGUCGGCGAGAGUCGCUGCCCUGGGUGCCCAUCCCUCAGCCUCCGAGGGAAUCCUGCCUGGACCUCCUGGUAGAACAGCCCCAGAGCCUCCUGCGUAUCCUGGAUGCCCAGACAUGGCUGUCCCAGGCCACCGACCACACCUUCCUGCAGAAGUGCCACUAUCACCAUGGCGACCACCCAUGCUACGCCAAGCCCCAGCUGCCCCUUCCUAUCUUCACCGUGCGACAUUACGCAGGGACCGUCACCUACCAGGUUCACAAAUUUUUAAACAGAAAUCGGGAUCACCUUGACCCUGCCACCGUAGAAAUGCUUGCCCAGAGCCAGCUCCAGCUGGUGGGCAGCCUGUUCCAGGAGGCAGAGCCCCAGGGCGGGGGAGGGCCAGGCAAGCCCACCUUGGCCUCUGGAUUCCAGCAGUCCCUGGGGGACCUCCUAGCCAGGCUGGGCAGGAGCCGUAUCUACUUCGUCCAGUGCCUCAACCCCAACCCUGGGAAGCUUCCCAGCCUCUUUGAUGUGGGACACGUGGCCGAGCAGCUGCGCCAGGCAGGCGUCCUGGAGGCCGUUUGUGUCCGCGGUGCCCACUUCCCUGUGCGCCUGCCCUUCCAGACCUUCCUGGCCAGGUUCCGGACCCUGGGGACCGGGGAGCAGGGAGAGCCUUCUGACCGGGAGAGGUGUGGCGCCAUCCUGAGCCAGGUGCUGGGGCCCGAGUCGCCCCUCUGUCACCUUGGAACCACCCAGGUCCUGCUGCAGGAGCCGGGCUGGCGGCAGCUGGAGCAGCACCGCCUCCGCCUCCUGCCACGGAUGCAGGCUCGUGUGCGGGGGCUCCAGGCCAGGAAGCGGUACCUCCAGCGCCGGGCGGCCCUGGGACAGCUGAACACGGUGCUGCUGGCGGCCCGGCCCCUGCUCCGGAGGAGGCAGAGACUGCAGCUUGGGCACUGGUGUGGCUGGCACGGCGGCGGGUCCUCCGGGAGCGGGCCAAGCAUGGAGCUGGCGCGCCUGGAGAUCCCGGCCGAGCUGGCCGUGCUGCUGAGGGAAGAGGAAGGCCGUCAGCACACGCUGGCCCAGAGCAUCACGGAGGCCAAGCCCCCGGAGGUUCCUGCCCGGCCCAGCCUGACCCUGCCGCCGGACAUCGACCAGUUCCCCUUCUCCACCUUCAUCUCCAGUGGCUUCCAGGAGCCAUCUCUGCCCGCUCCUGGGCAGCUGCUGGACAAGCCGCUGACCCGGCUGGACGGUGAGAACCCUCAGCAUGCCCUGGAUAUCAACAAGGUGAUGCUGCGGCUCCUGGGGGAGGAGUCCCUGCCGUCCUGGCAGGAGCAGACCAUGGGCACCUACCUGGUGAGGCAGGGGCAGUGCCGGCCGGGCCUGCGAGACGAGCUCUUCAGCCAGCUGGUGGCCCAGCUGUGGCACAACCCCAGCGAGCAGCAGAGCCAGCGCGGCUGGGCCCUCAUGGCCAUCCUGCUCAGCGCCUUCCCCCCGGCGCCCGCCCUGCAGAAGCCGCUGCUCAAAUUUGUGUCCGACCACGCCCCCAGCGGCAUGGCAGCGCUGUGCCAGCACAAGCUGCUGGUGGCCCUGGAGCAGACACGGCUGGCCCCUGAGACCACACGUACCCACCCCCCCACUCAGCUCGAGUGGACGGCCGGACGGCGCCGAGGACGCAUGGUGCUGGACGUCUUCACUCUCAAUGACGAGUGCAUCUCCGCAGAGGUGGAGUCCUGGACUACGGGGGAGCAGUUGGCCGGGUGGCUUCUGCAGAGCAGAGGCCUGGAGGGGCCCCCUCGUGGCUGGUCCGUGUCACUGCACUCCGGGGACUCCUGGCAGGACUUGGCUGGCUGUGACUUCGUGCUGGACCUGAUCGGCCUGACCGAGGACCUGGGGGACCCUGCUGAUCCCCACAGCUACCCCAUUGCCCCCCGAAGCUUAGCCGAGGACAUCCCCCCCGCCCCGGGCGUCCAGGCCCCCUCACUGUACCCAGGUCCCCCUCCAGGCCCAGCCCCGACACUCCCUGGCAGGGGCUACACAGGGGAGCCCCGGGCCUCAGGGAACCUGGAUAGCUACCUGGACCACAUCUUUGAGCCAGUCCUCUCCCCAGGCCUCAGCGAUCUGGAGCAAGCCAGGGCUCUGAGCAGCCGCAUGAAGGGAGGGGGCGGCAUCGGGCCCAUGCAGCAAGGAAGCUACCCUAUGGUGUACCCAGGGAUGAUGCAGAUGCCUGGAUACCAGCCAGCUAUGAUGCCUGCACCCAUGCCCAUGAUGCCAGCAAUGGGCACAGUCCCUGCCAUGCCAGCCAUGAUGGUGCCACCACAGCCGCAGCCACAGCCCCUGCUCCCCAGCGUGGACGCCAGGCAGCUGGCAGCCCAGCAGCAGAGCUUCAUCAACCAGCAGGCGCUGCUCCUGGCCCAGCAGAUGACCGCACAGGCCAUGUCCCUGACCCUAGAGCAGCAGACUCAGCAGCGCCAGCGCCAGGCCCAGGCCACGUCAGCCAUUGCCCCGAAGCCCAAGAAGCCCCCGGCCCCCCGGGAGGAGCCGGAGCCGGAGCCGGAGCCAGAGCUGGAGCCGGUGGGUGUCUGCCUGAGGGAGACCCCUGAGGAGACCCCACAGGACGAGGAGGAGAGGCUGAGGAGCUUCCAGCAGAAACGCAACUAUUUCCAGAAGAUGGGGCAGCAGCAGAUCAAGGUGAAGACGGUGAAGCCUCCGGCCAAGGUGCAGAUCCCCCGAGGGGAGGAGCAGGAAGAGGAGGAACCCAGUGCAGUGCCAUCGCCUCCUCCUGCCCGGGUAGUGAAGAAGCCACUGACACCAGGUGGGGCCAAAGCUGUGCGGAAGGCAGAGGCUGAGCUGGCCCAGAAGGCGGAGCCUGAUGGUGGUCCCAGGCAGGCGCAGGGCAGAGAUGCGGUGCCCAGCUCAGAACCCCCAAAGCUGCCCAGCAGGGAGAUCCGUAACAUCAUCCGCAUGUACCAGAGCCGCCCAGGCCCCGUGCCCGUGCCGGUGCAGCCAUCCAGGAGGCCCCCCCAAAAUUUCCUGAAGAAAAACAACCCUAAGGACGAGGCUCUGGCUAAGCUGGGGAUCAGCGGUGCCCAAUCGCCCUCCUCGGCGCUGUGCCCAGAGAAGGGUCCUCCGCCAGCUGUGGCCCCUCGACCCAAGGCCACACCACGGAUCCGGACCUCCAACUCCAUCCGGGAGAAGCAGGGGCCCCUUCAGGAGCUGUUUGGCCAGAAGCCACCCACUGCCCAGGCACCCCCACCUCCACCCGCGCCCCCACUGCCUCCACCCGGGGACCCGGGGACCCCUUCGGCUGAGCCCCGCGGUUCUCUGGGGUCCAUGGGAGAUCAGGGGGUGAGCACCCAGCUACUCGUGCCCUCCGGCAGCGUGUGCUUCUCCUACACCAGUGCGCCCUGGAGGCUGUUCCUACGCAAGGAGGUCUUCUACCCGCGGGAGAACUUCAGCCACCCCUACAACCUCGGGCUCCUCUGUGAGCAGAUCCUGAGGGACACCUUUUCUGAGUCCUGCACCCGGAUCUCCCAGGACGAGCGGUGCAGAAUGAAAGACCUGCUGGGAGACCUGGAGGUGGGCCUGGACUCACUUGGCACCACUGAGGACAGUGUCAAGAAGCGCAUUGUGGUGGCCGCUCGGGACAACUGGGCCAAUUACUUCUCUCGCAUCUUCCCGGUCUCGGGCGAGAGUGGCAGCAACGUGCAGCUGCUGGGCGUGUCGCAUCGGGGACUGAGACUGCUCAAGCUGGCCCGUGGGCCCGGCGUCGGCCUCCACCAGCUGAAGACUCUCUGCUCCUACAGCUUUGCUGAGGUGCUGGGCAUAGAGUGCCGGGGAGGCUCCACCCUGGAGCUGACACUGAAGAGCGAGCAGUUGGUGCUGCACUCGGUCCGGGCAGGUGCCAUCAAGGCCAUGGUGGAGCUCUUCCUGAGUGAGCUCCAGAAGGCAAGGCGAAGCUAUAUCACCGAUGACCGCAGCCUCCUCAGCUUCCACCGCGGGGACCUCAUCAAGCUGCUGCCGGCCAUCGAUCUGGAGCCAGGCUGGCAGUUUGGCUCUGCCGGCGGCCGCUCUGGACUCUUUCCUGUGGACGUGGUGCAGCCGGCCGCUGCCCCGGACUUUUCCUUCUCGCUGCUGCGCGGAGAGCCAGGCCUGGCUCCGCGAGAGAGGGGGUUGGAGGGCCCCGCCAGACCCUCGAGCCAGGCACACGGUGACAACUCGGAGGCCAGCGGCCUGCCCUUCUCCGAGGUUCCUGCCUCUCUGUCCAUUGCCUCCCACAACUACACCAUGCCGGACUUUGCCCUGAAAUACUUCCGGAAGCCCCAGACCUUGCUGGCCCAGGCAGGUGGAGAUGCUCAGAAGGUCAUGGCCAGCCUGGUGCAGUACACCAAGGCCCCCAUCCAGGAGUCGCUCAUCAGCCUCAGUGAUGAGGACACGAGCAGGCAGGCUGUGGAGAGCUUCCAGGUUCUGAUGCAGUUUAUGGGGGACCAGCCGAAGCCCCGGAGCAAGGACGAGAUAGAGCUCCUCUAUGAGCUACUGAAGCUGUGCCGGGAGAAAGAGGACCUCAGGGAUGAGAUUUACUGCCAGGCCAUCAAGCAGGUCACGGGACACCCCCGGCUGGAAUUCUGUGCUCGAGGCUGGAGCUUCCUCAGCCUUCUCACCGGCUUCCUGCCGCCGUCCUCCACGCUGCUGCCCUACGUGACCCAGUUUCUGCAGGACGCGGGUAGCAGUCAAGAGCUGGCCCGCAGCAGCCAGAAGCACCUCCAGCAGACGGUCAAAUACGGGGGGCGCCGGCGGCUGCCGCCCCCGGGUGAAAUGAAGGCGUUCCUGAAAGGGAAAAUGCUCCGCCUGCUCCUGGUUCACCUGCCCGGAGGCGUGGGCUACAAGACCAACAUUGGGCCUUUCACCGUGGCAGCAGAGGUGCUGGAGGAGCUGUGUGGGAAGAUGGGCAUCACGGAGCCCGAGGAGGUCCAGGAAUUUGCCCUGUUCCUCAUCCAAGGCGAAGGUGAGCUGGUGCGGCCCCUGCGGCCCCAGGAGUACCUCAACAACGUGCUGGUGGGCCGGGAGACCAGCCUGCACAGCCGGCGGCUCGGCUGGGAGACCCGCCUGCACUUCGAUAACCCCACCUACAUCAGCACCCACUACAGCCAGGUGCAGCGAGACUACCUGCAGGGGAAGCUGUUGGUCGGCGCCCAGGCCGAUGCCCUAGUUGCCAGGCUGGCUGCCCUCCAGCUUGUCAGCAGGACCCAAGAGGCCCCCCUCUCAGAGCAAGACCUGCUGGCUUACUUGCCGAGGCUGCUGCAAGGCCAGCUGAACAUGGCCGCCAUCCAGAGCCUGAUGGACCAGGAGCUGAGGCAGCUGCAAGGACGCAGCGCCCAGGAAGCUCAGAUCGACUUCAUCGAGGCGGCCAGCCAGCUGCCCCUUUUCGGUUACACUGUCUACGUGGUGCUGCGGGCCAGUGACCUGACGCUGCCCAGACCCAGCCUCCUGGGGCUGAACCGACAGCACCUCAUCCUCAUGGACCCCAGCUCCCAGACGCUGUGCCGCUCCAUCGCCCUGAGGGACCUGCAGCAGCUCCACCUGCUGAGCCCCCUGGAGGCAGGCAGGCCCCCUGCCCUGGAACUCAACUAUGGCUCCCCUGACAGCCCCCAGACCGUCUGGUUCGAGCUGCCGCAGGCCCGGGAGCUACAGCACACCAUCGCCUUCCUGCUCCACAGCAGCGACACCUCCGUUUAGUGGCCGCCUCACCCGAGAGGAGAGGUGGAGGGCAGGAGAGGAGGAAGGGCCCUCCCUGGGCCCAGUCCCACGCGAUGGUCUCCCUUGGGUGCUGUCAGGUCACUUUGGUUUGGACUUGGUGGCUUGGCUGUUCUGGAACCUGCCCAGCACAGCCCGGCUGGCCCACAUGGAGGUCACCAGGCAGGGGCUGCUACAGUGACAUCAACUGGGAAGGACUCCUUCGGGGGACGUGGGGGCUGUGGGAACUCAGCGUGGGAGCUGAGUUGCCCGUCU